Messenger RNA from Penicillium antarcticum, 1116 nucleotides. RefSeq lists its product as uncharacterized. Gene Ontology annotation, molecular function: alpha-1,6-mannosyltransferase activity. Gene Ontology annotation, biological process: protein N-linked glycosylation. The coding region runs from base 1 to 1116 and encodes 371 amino acids. Gene Ontology annotation, cellular component: mannan polymerase complex. The transcript has a single exon. Lineage: Eukaryota; Fungi; Ascomycota; Eurotiomycetes; Eurotiales; Aspergillaceae. The record is from RefSeq and is a predicted model, not a curated record.
AUGGGACGUUUUCACUAUCUGAUAGGCUUGCUGCUCCUCUUCCUCGCAUCGUCUCUUUGGAUAGCACUCAAACUGCGUGAUGACACCUCAAGUUUCCCUCUCGGUUACAGCUCAUGCGUCUGCUCAGAGGACGUCAAAAUGAGCGAACCCUCUGUUGAGCUCACGCCAACUGUUUUGCCUCAGCAAAGUGCAACAAGCACUCAUUCAGAAGCAACAUCACUCCCUGAAAAGCUGAGCUACCUGCCCAUCAAGAACUCUCAUGGACAUCAAAAGCACUCGGCAUUCCCGGCCAAAUUGUGGCAAAAGUCUGGCCCCAUGGGAGUCAGCCCAGAGAGGCAGGUUGAAAUAAGCAGUUGGCUAGAGAAGAAUCCAGCCCUUCGACAUGAAAUCCUUACCGAUGGGAGCGCAGACGAGUAUGUCCGCGAACAAUUUGCCGACUAUCCCCAAAUUCUCGAUCUGUAUCUAUCUCUCCAAGUGCCUAUCCUCAAGGCCGAUCUGCUCCGCCAGCUAAUCCUCUAUGCCGAUGGAGGAAUUUGGAGUGACCUCGACGUGACCUGUCAUGAACCAAUCAACACGUGGAUUCCAAAAGAUUUCAUAAGCAAAUCAAACGUGGUCGUUGGUUUGGAAUUCGACGGGAUUCAAUUCUCAAGUUGGACAGUCAUGACAAAGCCAAGAACGAGUCAUAUCGUCGCCGUGAUCAAUUAUGUCACCAAAGCAUUGGAAGACUCUGCAACACAGCACAACGUCACCAUGGCCAAUCUCACGAUGGAAAUGAUCAGCGAUGUUGUUGAUGUGACAGGACCACAAGCCAUGACCCGCGCGCUCUUCCAGAAUUUGGAAUUGGAGAUGGGUUUGCCCAUGGGACGCGACAAUAUCACAAAUAUUACCCAACCAACGCUCUUCCAGGAUGUCCUGGUUCUUCCUGAUGCAGCAUUUGCCGCUGGACAAGGCGGUUGGCCAAAGAACCGUGGUCCUUAUCUUGUGGAACACCACUAUGCUGGUUCCUGGAAGAACAAAGAUGGUGGUGAGCAGACAAACGCCACAAAACAAGCAGACGCCAACCAACAGGCAGAUGGCAAUCAACAAGCAGACGCCAAAAAACCGAGUGACUCAUAG